AGACCAAGGUCUUGCUCUACUGGCACUUAUGAGAUCCAGUGCUGGCAACAUGGAGAAGAUAGUCAUCUGCCUGACGGUCAUCUUCUUGGGGACAGUGGCUCAUAAGUCAAGCUUCCAAGAGCAAGAUCGCUUCUUGAUUAGAAUGCGUCAACUUAUAAAUAUUGUUGAUCAGCUGAAAAAAUAUGUGAAUGACUUGGACCCUGAAUCUCUGCCAGCUCCAGAAGAUGUAAAGAGACAUUGUGAGCAGUCAGCUUUUUCAUGUUUUCAGAAGGCCCAAAUAAAGACAGCAAAUACAGGAGGCAAUGAACAGCUAAUCAGUGUAUUAACUAAACAGCUGAAGAGGAAACUACCUCCCACAAAUGCAGGCAGAAGACAGAAACACAGACCAACAUGCCCCUCAUGUGAUUCUUAUGAGAAAACACCACCCAAAGAAUUCCUAGAAAGACUGAAAUCACUCAUCCAAAGGAUGAUUCAUCAGCAUCUCUCCUAGAACACAUGAGAUAUGAAGGUUCCUGAGGAUCUAACUUGAAGCUGGACACUAUAUUACAUACUCUAACACAGUCGUGAAACUCACUUCUUGGUUUCUAAAUGGAGGAGUACAACAUAUUAGAUCUGGGGGAAAAGACUCAGAUAAGUGUUCAAAGUCAGGAUUAUUUCCCCCCAAUUACAAUGCAAUACUUCAGUUUGAUCCACAUGCUCUGUUUUAGUCAACUUGAAAAAGCUUUCUACUCAAUUAGAAUUUGAUUUCCUAUGUUAUGGAUUUUUAUGGUUUCUAAAGUUUUAACUUUAUAUUAUUGCCCAACUAUGACAUUCCUUUAUUGGGGGAGACACUUAAAAUUUUUAACCAAAAACAUAAUUUGGGAAUUUAUUGAUCUUAUA
This is a messenger RNA of Ailuropoda melanoleuca (giant panda), 879 nucleotides long. It is a transcript of the gene IL21, whose product is annotated as interleukin 21. The record is from RefSeq and is a predicted model, not a curated record. Gene Ontology annotation, biological process: positive regulation of natural killer cell mediated cytotoxicity; immune response. The coding region runs from base 29 to 490 and encodes 153 amino acids. NCBI's taxonomy places the organism in Eukaryota, Metazoa, Chordata, Mammalia, Carnivora, Ursidae. The transcript is spliced from 5 exons. Gene Ontology annotation, cellular component: extracellular region. Gene Ontology annotation, molecular function: cytokine receptor binding.